Entrophospora sp. SA101 is the source of this 678-nucleotide messenger RNA. Lineage: Eukaryota; Fungi; Glomeromycota; Glomeromycetes; Entrophosporales; Entrophosporaceae. The record is from the annotation of a GenBank genome assembly.
AUGGAAGUUUACAGCCCCGAAAGAGACGAAAGAAAACAGCUCCACGAAGACUACACCAAAGAUUUCUCCGAGCUCCGACGAGUGUUCGGCAUUCGCCACCUCACCAGCAAAAAAGAAGACCGGCAAAAUAAUCCCGAAAUCGAACUCAACGAAGCCCAAUUUAGACAGGAAGCCGAGAUUGAGCAAGUGAAGGAAAUUCAAGCCCAAGAGCCCGACAAAGUUAGGGAACUAGAAGCCCACAAAAGGCUAUAUUACAGUUUCCGAGAUAAUCCUGAAAAAAAUAUCAGCACUUAUCACCGAAUGCAAGCAAAAGUAGUUGAAGUAAAAGACGAAAAGCAAAGAAAAGGCAUUAAUGCCGGAGAAACUUAUUAUGUUGUAAUUACCGACACAGGACAAAGUCCUUAUAAAUUUCCUAAAAAUGACGGCAGUGGAGAUUUUUUGCCUCUGGCAAGGAGGUUUCAAGAUAUAAUCACCGAAUUUAAGCAAUUUAUCGAAGAACAAAAAGCCGAAGAAACCCCCGAAGAGGAAAGGCAAGCAGCCCAGGAGAGAAUAGGAGAAAUUGUUAAAGACCUUAAAGAAAUAAUUCAGCAAGAAAUUACCAACGAAGAAGAAACACCAGCCAUAAUUGAAUUUGAACCAGGAACCGAGGAGGAAGAAAAUGAAACUGACCAAGAAUGA